Messenger RNA from Clonostachys rhizophaga, 420 nucleotides. The record is from the annotation of a GenBank genome assembly. Lineage: Eukaryota; Fungi; Ascomycota; Sordariomycetes; Hypocreales; Bionectriaceae.
AUGGUCUCCGCCAACUCCCUCUUCGCAGCCCUCAUGGGCCUGGCCAUGGCCAACCUCGCCACUGCCUCCCUCAGCAACCCCAGCUCCCAGGCCCAGGCCCUCCAGGCCCGCGCCGACAAGUUCGCCGCCCGCAGCGUCAUGUACCGCCGCGGCGAGGACGGCGCCCUGCUCCGCCGCAAGAUCGCCCAGCGAGCAGUCGAGCCCCGCAAGUGCAUGCACAGCUGCUGGAGGAAGGACAAGAAGGACAAGGAGAAGAAGUCUAAGAGCAAGAAGGAGAAGAAGCUGAGCAAGAAGAUCAAGGCUAAGAAGGGCAGCAAGAAGGAGAAGAAGGAGAAGAAACAUAAGAAAGAGAAGAAGGAGAAAAAGCACAAGAAAGAGAAGGAGGAGAAGGAAGAGAAGGAGGAGGAGGACAGCGAGUAG